AUGCCCUCUGUAACUCUUCUCACAACCGUGGUGUUGCUCCUCUCCGGCUGCCUGACCGGCCAGUGUUCGCCCACGCCGGCAGGCAGCGAAGGUUUUGUUAAAGGAGAGAGCCAGUCCAGGUCUCAGGGUGCUGACCAGCAGGAGGAGGGCGCUGCAGUGUGCCCAUCGUGCGCUCUUGCACAGUUAAACGAAGACUCUGAGUCCUCCCAGCCUGGCAUGGUGGAGGCGGUAAAGAGGCACAUCCUGAACAUGCUGCACUUGAGCGCGCCACCCAACAUUAGCCAGCCGGUUCCACGCGCCGCCCUGCUUAACGCCCUGCGCAAGCUGCACAUGGGUCAAGUAGCACAGGACGGCACGGUGGAGAUCGAAGCGGAGGGAGAGGAGAUCGCAGCGCCAGGUGAUGAGCAGCCGUCGGAAAUCAUCACCUUCGCAGAGCCAGUGGGCGUGCCCGAUGUGGUAAAAUUCGACAUUUCUAAGGACAGCGGUACCCUCUCUGUGGUGGAGCAGGCCAACGUGUGGAUCUUCCUGAAGCUGGCGAAGGGCACCCACACCAAGAACAAAGUCUCCCUGCAGCUCCUACAGACCAACCCAGAGACUCAGGAGGAGGUGGUGGUGUCGGAGAAGAAGGUCGACUCCAGGCGGAGCGGGUGGCACACCCUGUCGGUGGGAGCCAGUGUUCAGUCGCUGCUAGAGCGCGGAGGUGGACAGCUACGCCUUCGUGUUUCGUGCCCGCUUUGUUCCGAUGUGGGCGCCGUGCCCGUUUUAGCUGUAGGGAAAGAUCAGGAGCACUCGCAAUCGCACCGUCCUUUCCUGAUGGUGGCACUGCGGCCGGUCGAGGAGCGACAACACCGGCGUAGCAAGCGCGGCCUGGAGUGCGACGGCAAGAUGAAAGCUUGCUGCAAGCGGCACUUUUACGUCAACUUCAAAGACAUCGGGUGGAGCGACUGGAUCAUCGCGCCAUCAGGUUACCACGCCAACUACUGCGAGGGGGAGUGCCCAGGCCACGCUGCUAGCAUGGCUGGGACCGCGCUGUCCUUCCAUUCUACCGUCAUCAACCACUACCGGAUGCGCGGCUACAGCCCGUUCGCUGGGAUCCGGUCAUGCUGCGUUCCCACGCGGCUUCGUGCCAUGUCCAUGUUGUAUUAUAACGAAGAGCAGAAGAUUAUUAAAAAGGACAUUCAGAAUAUGAUCGUAGAGGAGUGCGGAUGCUCAUAAAACGAAUGAAAUAAAAACUAGAAAACUUGCGGAACUGCUUAGCCAGCGUCUUUGGCAAAAAAACAAAAAAAACAAAGAGUUUUUGACUCAGAUCUCCGUGUGCUAUGUUCAUGAACUAUUCCAGACUCUUGAUUUGAGUGAUCUCUGUGGCACUUUCCUAUAAAUGUAAAAAAAAGAAGCGUAAUAUAUUUUUGUUAUUUGAAGGGAAGGCAGGAAUGUAAGAGAACAGGUGCAUGGUCGUGAUAACAGGACAUUCUAUGUUCUCUGCGCUGCAAUAAAGAAAAGCAACUCGGAAAUAUGAACUAUGCAACUGGUGUUAGUGUUUGUUCCAGUUUCCUCAUUCAUGCUGUUUUUUUUAUGGAUUUCUUUUAUGAACCC
This is a messenger RNA of Trichomycterus rosablanca, 1593 nucleotides long. RefSeq names its product inhibin subunit beta Ab (gene inhbab). Lineage: Eukaryota; Metazoa; Chordata; Actinopteri; Siluriformes; Trichomycteridae. The transcript has 2 exons. The coding region runs from base 1 to 1215 and encodes 404 amino acids. Gene Ontology annotation, cellular component: extracellular region. The record is from RefSeq and is a predicted model, not a curated record. Gene Ontology annotation, molecular function: cytokine activity; growth factor activity.